CCCUCCUGACAGUUGCACUGCCAGGGCUGCUGGCACGUCCCAUGGAGGCAGCCCGGGUAUCUGAUGCACUCGUCGCAGUAGCGCCCCUUGAAGCCCACCCGGCACCUGUGGACCAAUCAGAGGACAGAGGAGUUUGUGGUGUUGACGAGGCCUUCCAAACUUCCCAACCAGCUGACACGACAAUUUUUUGUUUUUUUUCCUUUUGUUGCCUUCAAACUUCCUAUCUUCGUCCAGCAACAAGAUGGUUUCACGUUGGUGAAGAGCCUGAACCCUCGCCGUGUGUCGCUGCCGGCGCCCCCGCCGAGCCCUCCGCCGAGCCGCCGCCACUUCUCGUUGCUCUCGGGCAUGAGGCGGCGGCGUUCGGGCCCCGCGCCGGAGCGGCGCGUCAACUGCGUCCUGGUGGGAGACGGCGCGGUGGGCAAGAGCAGCCUGGUUAUCAGCUACACCACCAAUGGGUACCCCGCCAGAUACGUGCCCACCGCCUUCGACAACUUCACAGCCGUGGUGGCGGUGGACGGGACGCCGGUCGGACUGCAGCUGUGCGACAUGGCAGGACAGAAAUGGGGAAUUGGUGAUGGAUCCAUCAAUGAUGAGCUGGAGCGUCUCCGGCCGCUCUGCUACCGAAACGCAGACGUCUUCCUGCUGUGCUACAGCGUGGUCCGACCCACUUCCUUCCGCAACCUGACCCGGCGCUGGGUGCCCGAGAUCCGCCGGCACUGUCCUGGUGCGCCGCUCGUCCUGGUGGGCACCCAGCUGGACUUGCGCGAGGACGUCCAGGUGCUGAUCCGCUUAGCUCAGAACCAGGAGUGCCCGGUGGGCUCGGAGGAGGGCCGGCAAUUGGCGCAGCAGCUCGGUGCCGCUGGCUUCGCUGAGUGCUCCGCGUUGACGCAGAAGAACCUCAAGGAGGCCUUCGAUUCGGCAAUCUUGGCGAGCAUCCGACAUAUGCGAGAUGGCAGCGAAGGCGACGUUCACGGUGGUGACAUCAACAGUGGUGGCGUAUGGCCACAGAGACGAACCCUAAAGAAGAAGACUCCCGACAAGAUCAAGAAGCUCUCGGAGGCCUGGUGGCGGAAGAUCCGAUGCCUGGUGGGGGAACGGAACUGUGAUCAGCUGACUGCAUGAUCAGGUCAUAGACAAGUUUACAACAUUGACCGAAGAAAAGGCCCUAAAUGUCGAGAUUGCGUCCCUCUUGUGGUUAGUGUCGCCCCUUUGAGAUGCCCAAGAAGGUACAAUUCUCGUGAAUUCUCGGAAUGUGCAAACGACAUAUACUCUUUCAAAAAGAUGUCCCAAGAAUAUCUUUCUCUCUCUGAGACUUUGGAGAAAGGAGUUAGGAACACAAUGCAACGGAAUCUCAAAACAAUGUCGAUGACAGAUCAGCGCUACAGAAAGAGGAAACAAAGCUAAGAUCUUGGUGCCCUGAGCAAGCGGAAGGAGUUUUCACAAAUCAGUUUUCAGAAAUGGAAAAACUCGUGAAUUGCGGCACUCGUGAGUCAGAGUGCAAGUUGCUAAAAGAUCUAUGUGGAGAAUGGCAGCAGUAAAUGUGUGCUGCAAGCAAUCAAACCUGAAUUCCUUGAGGGUAAAGCGCACAUUUCCCCACAGUUGUCAGAUGUGCUGCAGGCCUGAGGGCGACGUGUUGAAGAGCUUCAGCUCGCCAGUGAGCAAGCGGCUGAACAUCAUCUGGGGAUGAGCUGAAGAUUCUCUGCGUCUAAUUGGAGCAGACGGGCCCACCUGGGCGGGAUUACGCCGCCAUACGGUGCCCGAUCGCUUCUCCGUCCCGGCUUUGUCCCCCCGCUCGCUUAUGUCGCUUAUGCCAAAGCGACACUGUUGGUGUGUCAGCGUGUCACCGGCGCAGCGUGCCGUCCACUUUGGAGCCACAGAUCUCGUUAGUAAAAGAUGGCGGGAACAGUUGGCACCUUUGAGACUUUAAGCUAGCAUAAGACCUUUAAAUACAAGUGACACGGAGUACGAGUGACUUACACUGGAGCUCCAUUUUGACUUUGGUACCUAAACUGGAUCUCUAUAUUGAUUUUGGGCCUGAGACUAGAUCCUCUUUACUGGACUGCGGUACUUGGACUGGAUCUCCAAUCUGACUUCGGUACUGCACUGCUGUUUUCUUUUGCGACUUACAGUACAUAUCGGGUCUCUUCGGAUUCUUCUUUUUGCUUCAGGACUUUCCUUGGCGGCACGGUGGUCGACUGGUUAGAGCGCCUGCCUCACAGUUCUGAGGACCGGGGUUCAAUCCCCGGCCCCGCCUGUGUGGAGUUUGCAUGUUCUCCCCGUGCGUGCGUGGGCUUUCUCCGGGCACUCCGCUUUCCUCCCACAUCCCCAAAACAUGCAUGCCAGGUUCAUUGACAACUCUAAAUUGCCCGUAGGUGUGAAUGUGAGUGCGAAUGUGCCCUGCGAUUGGUUGGGAAACCAGUUCAGUUGGCUGGGUUAGACUCCAGCUCAACUGCAAUGUUGGGAAUAUUACUUAGGAAAUGUAGUUUGGUUACAAUUUACAAGUUACCGUGUUGUAAAUGUAAUAGUCGUGGAAUUAUCUGAAUUACUUUCUCCAAGUAAUAUCACUAAUUACCUUUGGUUACUUUUCUUAAUUCUGAAUAAAUGCAUUGACACGACCUAUGGAUGUUUCUUCCAAAAAAUGGAACCAUAUAUCAUUAUUUUGGAAUGACCACAUAUUAGUUAUUUUGGAAUGAACAGAUAUUUGCUCUUCAUACAAAUAACAAAAAUUGCCGAACUGUAAACUGAGAGGGAACUUUUCCUUUUUUUAGUGCCAAUAUUCAUAGAAAAGCGAUGAUGCCACAGAGUAUCAUAGCAAUUUCGAGACGUCCAAUCAGAUUGUCGAUUGAAUGUACUUCCUGUAUCAAUGCUUUACAAUAAGUGCAGCCAUUGUUGGGAAGUUUUAUUUGACAAAAUCAAGAUGUCCUUCACAGCGUGUCCUCCUGUUGAUGUUUGUGUGUCAACACUGCCGCGUAGAUGUUCUCAUAGUCCCCAUGGUGGCGCUGCUGAGGAGACAUGAAAAUAUCAGGAUCCAGAGCAGGUUUGUCUCCUUGUGGGCGUCUGGGCAUUAGUUGUGGCCUACAGCAGCCCCUUGCGGGUGUUCUCAUUUUGUAUUUGUGUUUUUGACUGAAAGUGCAUCGCAAAUUUGGCUCUCCUUGCCUUCAUGCAAGGACAUUACAGUACCUUUUAUUUGAUUUGUUCCGUAACCAUGCUCAAAACACGAUACAACAGCUAUUGAAAUGGAUGGAUAUGCCAUUAAUCCGUUCCCGCCUCCCCCAAGCAGCCAACAAAAUGUCUGGAAUGUUUUUAAUAAGGAAAAUAUCACUGCAAUAAUGCUGAAUAAAACAGUCAAAGUAAUAAUGAAGAUGGCUUUCAUACCUGCUGCCAGUGACUCACUAAGCUACAGUAAGAUUCGUUGUUUUUCACAGAGGAUAAAGAAAAUAUCAGUCGCUUAAAAUGUUGCAAAACCUCGACUGUCGAUGCGAUUUGUUAACCCGUCUAUGGCAUUUUGCGGUGUGUUUUAACAUUAAGCUAGAUAGAAGCCAGUUCCUUUGAUCAAUUGUUCACCAUCUGCCAAACUGCUGCUUGUGGAUUGAGUGGAGUUCUUUCCCUGUCCGUGCAGCGCUCGCAGCUUGAAACUUUUGCUCACAACGGUUCGUGUCUGCAAAUAGCACGACGUAAGUCAGGUCCCUCGUAUCUCCAGGCACCACUGUGUAGCCGGGGAACAGUGUAUGUCCCCUGUGAUUGGCCGGAUUAUAUGUUGGAUUAUAUGUUCCCGCGACCCGAGUGAGGAUAAACGUCCCGGAGAAUGGAUGGAGUAUGUGUGUACAGCAUGUGGAAAACAUGAUACCCUGUUGACCUAAUGUCUUUUGGCAAUAUCACCUCAUAUGACAGAACCCAAAUAAGUUGAAGUUCCAUAAAAUAAAAGUCAAACAUGAUAACGAUAAAACUGUUCAAAAGUGUAACUAUGAGUCAAACCUUUCAAAGACCUUUCUCAGACAAACUACAAGAUUGCACUCCAGGGUGGCGUUUUGAGGUCAUUUGAAAAACUGUGCCAAUCACAAGCGUCAGCUUUGGAAGGUGAAGGUGAAAGUGAAAGGUGAAACAAAAAUCGCCUCUAAUUUUGCCUCUACUUUUCAAAUCUAACUAAAAUUGAUUCUCCCAGUAAUGUAAUGGAUUACAAUUCCACACAUUUUGUAAUUGAAUGACGUCAUCUUGUUACAUGUAUAUGCACGGUACUCCUCAACAUAGCUCGCUUACAACCAGAAUUAGGAUAAACGCCAUCGAAAAUGGAUGGACGGACGCAGCAAAAAGUCCACAACGAGUUUGAUUAAAGCGAGACAGUGCCGGAUGCAAGUUUGGAAAAAGACAAUGAAAACAAAUGUCACCUCUUCGGGUUGUCGCUGCUCGUUUGGUUGCGUUCACGAGGAGGGAGACGUCAUCUUCCUGCACACAAUCGUUGCGGUCACAUCAACGUGAGAAUGAGCGAGGCACGUUUCGAGAAGCAAAAGUCAAGGGUGUGCUCGUACCUCAUGCAGAGAGCCAGGAGCACCACCAGGAUCAGGAGCACAAGCGUCGCGCUCAGCCCGAUCAUGUUGUUUCUUACUGUUGCUACAAAUUGCAAAGGUUGGAGUAAAGUCACAAAAAGGGAUAUCGGGCUUUGGAGUGAAAUUUCUGGAAGAAGCGAAAAUGCACAGCAACCUAAACAAGUGAACCGAAUUUGAUCUUCUGUAAAUUUUCGAAUGUCCCACUGUUGACUGUUUCACCACUUUCUGCACAAGUUGCUGGUCUCUCACAAGUAGCCAUGUUGCUGCUUACCGUCCAUGUACACGGUGAUCCGGCGGAGCCCUCGGCUGUUUCUGGCCGCGCAGACAUAAUUGGCGACGUCCUCCGGCCGAACGCUGAAGUUCUGACCCGACGCCAGUUAGCAGCUGGGUUGGCAUCGCCGCGACAGGUCAGAGUCAACCAGCGGCCCCCCCAGAACCACAGAUGUCCGCAAAAGCCUCGGAGCGUCUGAACAAAGACAAGUGAUGCUUACUUCGAGAUUACAAUGACAUAGUUGGCAUACAAUCAGCUGUGAAGAAAAAUAACGUGGGAACAAAAAUGAGAUAAACAUGUACAUAUCUCAUAAUUAUGCGAGACCUCCAUUCUGACUUUGGGACUCACCUUGGACCUCCGUAUUGGCUUUGGUACUUAGAAUAGAUAUCCAUUUUGAAUUGAGGUACUUAGUCUGGACUUUUGCCGCUUACAUUAGAUACAAUGGACCUCCAUUUUGACUUGGGGAUCUUGAGUGGACCUCCAUUUGACUUCAGUAACUAAACUGAACCUCCAUUCUGAAUUUGCUUCCGAAACUGGACCCUCCAUAUUGACUUUGGUACAGUGCUUACGCUGAAUGUCUAUGAACACUGAUGAAGAGUUGACGUGUCCAUAUUUAUUCUGGGCCUUGAAGUAUAAUCUUCCCGCAUAUUCUGAGCGGAUGGAGAUGAAACAGCAAUGUCCUUCUCGUUCCUGGAACACAGUUUGGUUGUCCUUGUACCAUGUGUAUUACUGCGGCAGGUAAGAUUCAUUGGCUGGCCCUCUUCUCUGACAUUUUACGUAUUAUUCGACAAAGAGGAGAAAAUCGAGGCAACUGAAGGAGACUUUUUGAAAAUGUGUUGUCAGUACUUCUUCUCAACAGAUCUGGAUGAAAACCAAAUAUUUGAUGAUGAUGGUGCAUCAUAUGCUAGUGAGAAAGAGUGCUAGACUGACAUUUGACAUCAAUGAAGGACUCCGUGGAGCAGUGUCAUCUUCAGGCUGACAUUGUGCCCUGAAACGUUUCCAUUUUUGUUUUGUACAUUCCAACAUCCAUACCUGGAUGUCAGAUCGCAGCCAGUGACAAGUACACUCACCCACGCACUCACACUAAAGUUCAUAAGCAGAGACUAACCAAGGGAAAGUGCAUCGUAAUUGAAGUUACCCUGACUUCCCCUUGAUGCAGUCACAUUAGACAACAAUGGCGGCCAUAGAGCCACAAACCCUACAGUGGGUACGGAAAGUAUUCGGACACACUUCAAAUUUCUACUCUUGGUUAUAUUGCAGCAAUUUGCUAAAAUCAUUUAAAUUCACUUUCUCAUCAAUGUACACACAUCAUAUUGCCUGAUGGUGUAGUAGUAGCCACUCGAACAGACUCGGAACAAACGUUUCCACAGUUAGCUUUACAAAGUAAUCUGAUCUUUGAAAAGUAACCAUUUUUCAAAUGACUGAUUGGUGAUUUUAGAAGUAACUAAAUCAAAUUACAAGUUACUUUAUUACAUUCAGCAGCUGCUGUAUGUUAUCAGACACAACUUAAAUGCGGACAUAGAAACCCUACUUACAGACAUAAACUGCAGCAGUUGGUAAGCUAAAGUAGCACCGAAUUUGGCAUAGCAUGCUAACUUAGCGCAUAACUGGUACUGUAGGUACAAAUUUAACUUCGUCAACUGGACGAAUGUACACACACAAAAUGGCAGCAAGAACUUUUCACGGACACACGCUCCGGGAGAAGCUAACUACGUUGGGUAAUACGUAACAUAGCUGUACCGCUGGCUCACUUUCGGUAUUGUAACGUAAUGCUCUCCAACCACUCUGUCUCUUUCCUACUUGCUCUACCGUGAUGUAGAAUAUGUGUCUAUAUUAUGUUUUUCUAUAGUAUUGAUGGUUUCUAAAGUAAUUUUGACGUGAUAGUGGUAAUAUUAACAGGUGGAUUAGGUCAGGUAAGUCACCACUGAAGGCCAAAGGCCAAAGGCCAAAUGCAAGGCCCACACUGCUUUCUGAGAGGGGUGGGUAUUGUUAAGAACCUCACAAUUCGAUUUGAUUUCGAGUUGAGUUGAUUGGAUUCGAAAAAAUAAUUUAAGUGCUUGGAUGCUGAUUCUGUAGAUAGAAAUACAUAAAUAGAGUAUCUGUUGACAGGUACUGAACUGGUGGGAAGCAUUGUAAUGCAUUGUUUGAUAUUUUACUCAGCUCUAUUUUCUGUUAUGUCUAAAAGUAAAAAAAAAAAUCCAGUUAGCGUUAAGCUGAACCGUUUGGUUCAGUCCAGUACCGUACGACAUUGUUUGAUUUUCUUUUGUCAAAAGUCCUUAAGGAUACCAUAAUAUGUACCGGACCGCUUUUGGACACCUUGCGUUGACUGACAGAAUGUUCGAUUCCGGAAUGGGAAGGAGAUGACACAUUAGGAUUUAUUUACAUUUCCAAACUGCACCGUGUCGAACCGUACUGGACUGGACCGCUUGGUAGAAACACACCUUGGAG
Molecule: messenger RNA, 7263 nt
Organism: Phyllopteryx taeniolatus (common seadragon)
Lineage: Eukaryota; Metazoa; Chordata; Actinopteri; Syngnathiformes; Syngnathidae
Product: rho-related GTP-binding protein RhoU-like
Exons: 6
Coding region: 346-1122 (258 amino acids)
Biological process (GO): small GTPase-mediated signal transduction
Molecular function (GO): GTP binding; GTPase activity
Source: RefSeq, a predicted model, not a curated record